This is a messenger RNA of Pectinophora gossypiella (pink bollworm), 3710 nucleotides long. RefSeq names its product surfeit locus protein 4 homolog (gene Surf4). Gene Ontology annotation, biological process: Golgi organization. The record is from RefSeq and is a predicted model, not a curated record. Gene Ontology annotation, cellular component: membrane; endoplasmic reticulum-Golgi intermediate compartment; endoplasmic reticulum. The transcript is spliced from 7 exons. NCBI's taxonomy places the organism in Eukaryota, Metazoa, Arthropoda, Insecta, Lepidoptera, Gelechiidae. Bases 128 to 946 code for a protein of 272 amino acids.
UUAGACGGCAUAAUUUAUUUUUGUGAUUUUUCCUAAGCUUAUUUCGGUGAUAGAAGUGGUCGCAAUAGGUCUUAUAAAGUCCAAUUAAAAUAUAACUCCGCGAAAGCCUGAAGAUUAUCAAAUUACUAUGUUCAUAACUAGACGUGUGAAGGCUGUGAAAACGACGUUUGAAGAUGUUGUUCUGGUAAUACGCAAAGGCAAGAAUGUGCUGCCGACGGUGGCGCGGCUGUGCCUCAUUUCAACCUUCCUGGAAGAUGGUCUCCGGAUGUGGUUCCAGUGGAACGAGCAGCGGGACUACAUGGACAUCUCGUGGGGCUGCGGCAAGUUCCUCGCUACCAUGUUUGUGAUAAUAAACUUAUUAGGUCAGCUGGGCGGCUGUGUGAUGGUGCUGGGCAGGCUGAAGGUGGAAAUCGCGUGCGGGAUGCUCUUCUUCAUCGUCGUCUUACAGACAUUCGCAUACAGCAUAUUAUGGGACGUCCAGUUCCUUCUCCGCAACCUGGCGCUCAUCGGAGCCCUAUUGCUCGUCCUGGCGGAGUCGCGGGCGGAGGGGCGGAGCCUCUUCGCGGGCGUGCCCUCCCUCGGCGAGAACAAACCGAAGUCCUACCUGCAGCUGGCGGGGCGUAUCCUAUUGGCGUUCAUGUUCAUCACGCUACUUAGGUUCGAGGUGUCUUUCUUACAGAUCGUCCAGGACCUGCUGGGCAGUGUCCUCAUGAUCCUGGUGACGGUGGGCUACCGCACCAAGCUGUCGGCGCUGAUGCUGGUCCUCGUAUUGAGCGUGCUCAACCUGUACCACAACGCGUGGUGGGCCGUGCCCUCGUACAAGCCACUCCGCGACUUCCUCAAAUACGAUUUCUUCCAGACAUUAUCAGUGAUCGGCGGUCUGCUGAUGAUCGUGUACCUGGGCCCCGGCGGCGUCAGUAUGGACGAACACAAGAAGAAGUGGUAGGAGUGACGGCGCGCGCGCAACCAUAUCGCGCAUAGACUCUUGAAAUUACUAUAAGUUGUUACAUGGUGCGAGAUCGUUCCCAUACAAGAAUACAUUCACCGGCGAUAUUUCAUAACCAAGCUCAUCACUGUUUUAACGCCCCAUCACACUCGCCUCAAAAAGAGCUCAAAAUGCGCCGUCCUAAUGAUGUUCGGUCACGAGCAUUAAUAUGUACACACUUUGGUACCAUGUCACAUUAACUUUUUUGACAAAUUGAACUGUAAGUCUCACUAAAUGUCAAAUAUGUUAGUGCGACAGAGUCCUAAAGUGGGUACAUUAUAUUGCUCAUGACUGUUCACUUGUCGUUUUAAAUAUGGAACACAAAGUGGUGGGGCGUUAAAAUAGUGACGUCAUUUACUAGUCGCCGACGGAAUGAGGAUAAAAACUAGAAGCUCAAAAGGGGGCAGCACUGUUGAGUGUUCCUAAAUUUUGACAGUUCUCCAUACUGUCCAGAUAAAAUGUGGAGCAACGUGGAGCGUAUUCCACCCAUAAUAAUAAUAAUAAAGAUCUUUUUAUUUGUUCUCUACAAUGUACAUAAAUGGGUUUCACAAAAUAAUGCACAAUUGAAGGGUAUGUACGAGUGGAAACUGGCGCCCGAGAUAAGCCAGAGCCUGUGUUUCGGGAUCACCAGUGCUCCAGAUGUACUUCCCGGAUGUCUUAACAUUAUAACCCAUCUUAGGGAUGAGUUAACGAAAAAAGAAAUUCGUCAGUUAGAAAAAGGCAGUUUUUUUUUAAUAAGUUUUUCGAAGUUUCCCUCUUCGAUCUUUAGGGAAUAAAUAUAACACUAUGAUUUUGCAGUCAAACGCUGCGCAGAGGGUUGUAGUGUAAAAAUGUAACCAAAACAAUAUGUUUGUUUACUCAAAUAGUAAGUAUGGGGAACUGUCAAAAUUUAUGGACACUCACCAGUAGCGACACCUCGGGGGUUAAAAAAGCAAUAUUGCUAUUUGACAUUUGUUUGCAUUGCGCACUUUUAUAUGCGCAAAUGUCAAAUUGCGAUAUUGCUUUUUUAGAUGAAUUGCUUCGAUGUGGCCUUUUUAACCCCCCUGGUGGGAGAAAUAGACAAUUUUUAUCCUCAUUACAAUCAUUGGAUGUUGUAAUGCACUUUAAUAUUCGGUCUGUUGUGUUUGGAGUGAGGACAAGAAUCGAGUGGUUUGGCGGACUAAAUCCACAGCCUUAUGCGAAACAUUAUUUUUUAGUUUUCACAGGCUGGAUUUAGAUCCUCGGGUUCAUAUUGAAGGGAUCAUGUUUUUAUUACAACUUUAUUAUUCUAUACCUAUACUUAUAUAAGUAAACCACAUGAGCCCUUAUUAUGAAUCCAAGAAAAUGAGGUUGAAAAUUUUAUCGACUAGCAUUUGUAAAGUGUAAAUUCGUGAGCUUUAGUGCUGUGAUUACGUACAACAUCGACGGAUGGUCGGAUUUGUUGAUGAGUAUUAGACGCACAGUUUUAAGUACGGUCACGAGUACUAAUAUGUAUACACUUUGAAACCAUGUCACAUUAAAUUUUUUGACAAAUUAAACCGUUAAAGUUUCAUUAAAUGUCAAAUAUGAUAGUGCGACAGGGUUCUAAAGUGGAUACAUGAUAUUGCUCAUGACUGUACAGUCAUAGAAUAAAGAAUAAUACUACGUAUAGAACGGUAACUCUUCGUCCCGCACCAAUUUGUUCCUCGCGCCGAGCUGGAUUUACCUCACCCCCUCUGGAUGUUACUAUAGUCUAAACAGGCUAGAUUCCAACUAGUCAAAUCAAUUACUUUUUACUAAACGUCAAAACACGAAAUUACUAUGGAAUUUGUAUGAAAAAGCGCACUGUGACGUCAUAGAAAAACGUGAUAAAAUGUCUGACUUAUUGUUACGUUUUUCUUGAUUGAAAUUCAUAAAGAAGUAAAAUAAAAAAAGAGAAUGAUUUUCGUUAGUUUUAAAUCUGUCUUUACUUAGUAAUCAGAAUUUUAUAAUUUAUCUUGAACUAAAUAAAUACACGACCCAAUUGGCCGUAAGUCGCUGAAGAGCAAGGGAACGCGUGAGGACUCUUAUCUCGCUUGUUGAGUAGACGAGUGCGUGUUGAUUAUUAAAUUAAACAAAGCUAAGUAAAUUAUAAAACUAUAUUUAAAAGUUACAGGGACUAUUAUUAAACGGAUAUAAUAGUAUGAUGAAUUAAUUGACAAGCGCGCGUGCGGCGGCGGCGAUGUCGAUCGAGAAGUGGGGUGGGGUCCGCUUCUGUCAUUCCUUUUUAUUGUAUCGCGCAUGCGCGCGCGUGCUGGUGUUGCCAACAUCGCUCGCACGUACAUAAGGCGGCAUAGGGUAAGAAUGCGAUUUUUGUAGUGUCCGGGGUGUUAGUUACAAUAUGUUGUUAGUUUUUUUCGGCGUGGUGAUCGCCGUUGAUGUUGUCGCCUUCACACAAACACUUAGGGCCUAGUUUCCUCCAGUCGCACAGAUGUUAUUCCUAGCUUAGCGGAAUGUUAUUUGCAUGUAAUGUAAGCGUAUGUUCUCGGACUGACCUGAGCCGAUUUCGUUUGUCUAGUGUGUUACAUCUUCAUUCCGAAUUUUUUCUACCUGUUGUGAUGUCAAUGUAAAUAUAUUAUAUCUAUUUUGUACUUAUUGACUGAUAACCGACUCUGUGGGAUCUUCAAAGAAGGUGUAAAUUUUAUGGCCGUGUGAGAAAUCUUUGUAUUAGAAAUAAAUAUUCCAAUAGCCAUAAGUUUAUAGGCUGAUAUUAAAAUAUUGUUUCCAA